CAUAUAUCUUCUCAUCUUAUUUAUUAAAACGGCGACGGCGCGAGGGAGGAAAAAAAAAAAAAAAAGAAAAUUCUGAUUUUGUUCCUUUUCUUGUUGGCAAAUCUCUCGAUCUCCAUUCUUCUCCUCUUCAGGGGGAUUCUCUCUCUAUCUGCUGCUCUGCGCAUUGUACAAUUUCAAGGAAUUUGUGGCCAACUGCUGCUGAUGCUGAUGCUGAAUUGGGUAGAAUGGAACGCAGAGUCUGAAUAAAAGACGAGCAAGAAAAAGAAGAAUUUUGUCCAUUAGAAUUGGAUGGGUAAUAAGCUGGGAAGGAGCAGACAAGUGGUUGAUGAGAGGUAUACGAGGCCACAGGGCCUCUAUGCUCACAAAGAUGUCGACCAUAAGAAGCUUAGAAAGCUCAUUCUUGAAUCCAAGCUCGCACCAUGUUAUCCUGGGGACGAUGAAUUUCGCAAUGACCAUGAAGAAUGCCCCAUUUGCUUCUUGUAUUACCCAAGUCUCAAUCGAUCACGAUGUUGCAUGAAGGGCAUUUGUACAGAGUGUUUUCUGCAGAUGAAAAAUCCUAAUACAACUCGUCCUACUCAAUGUCCUUUUUGCAAAACUUCAAAUUAUGCUGUGGAGUAUCGAGGUGUGAAAUCAAAAGAGCAAAAGGGCAUAGAGCAAAUUGAAGAACAACGUGUUAUAGAAGCAAAAAUUAGGAUGCGGCAGCAAGAACUUCAAGAUGAAGAAGAGAGAAUGCAUAAAAGACUAGAAUUAAGUUCUUCAAGUACUAGUGUUGUACCAGGGGAGGUUGAAUAUGGCUCUGCAGCUGUUCAAUCAUUUAGGUCUCCUGUGGAAACUGAGGAAAUUGUUCCUUCUCAAUACUCAAUCAGACACUCUCCACAUUAUAGACCAAACAGGGAUGACGAAUUUGAUCUAGAUCUUGAAGACAUUAUGGUUAUGGAGGCUAUUUGGCUUUCUAUUCAGGAGAAUGGCAAACAGAAAGGUCCAGUUUAUACUGCUGCCACUUCAUCUGAAAAUUACACUGUAGAAGGUCAUUAUGGCUCACAAGCAAUGGCUCCAGUGACUGGUUCAUCAUCUUCCCCUUCUGGGGGUCUUGCUAGCGCAAUAGCUGCCCUUGCUGAGCGUCAGCAGAUGGGCGGGGAAACUUUUGUUCAUAAUAAUAGAAACGAAUCUGCAUGUAACAUGCUUCCAGGCAGUAGUAGCUUUUACAACAGGCCGGAUCAGGUUGCAGAGAAUUACCGCUCCACACAGAUCUCCAGCAAUAUAUCACUAGAUUGCAGAACAGCCACAGCAAGAGGUGAUGGAGAAUGGGCUGCAGAUCAAGGAUCAGAAGCCGCUGAAGCUGGAAGUUAUUCAAGCUCUGACACAGCAGAAGAUGCUGAUGGAAUUUCUGUUUCAUUAACUCCGCCGCUGCCACCAGAUGAAAUUGGGGCGCAAUUUCAGAAUAACUCUGGACCCAUAGUUCCUGAGAGUUUUGAGGAGCAGAUGAUGCUGGCCAUGGCUGUUUCUCUUGCUGAGGCCCAAGCUAUGACAAAUGGACCAGGAAGUGCAUGGCAAUAGUUUUCAAAUGGUAGGUUACCAAUUCCAAACAAAUGAUGCCAGUUAUGGCUUUUCAUCUUGCUGAGUAUUGAGCUAGGAUGAGUGCACAAUGUGCUGCAUGCAACUGGUUAAGUGGUCGAGGUAGUGAUGAUUCUCUCCUUUGCACUCUCUAUCUAUCUCUAUAUAUACUUGUUAAAGGAAAAUGAAUUGUCUUAGCGAAUGAAACAUUGUUUUGUUAUGA
Molecule: messenger RNA, 1777 nt
Organism: Hevea brasiliensis (rubber tree)
Lineage: Eukaryota; Viridiplantae; Streptophyta; Magnoliopsida; Malpighiales; Euphorbiaceae
Product: E3 ubiquitin-protein ligase DA2L
Exons: 10
Coding region: 289-1557 (422 amino acids)
Cellular component (GO): cytoplasm
Source: RefSeq, a predicted model, not a curated record